Molecule: messenger RNA, 572 nt
Organism: Coregonus clupeaformis (lake whitefish)
Lineage: Eukaryota; Metazoa; Chordata; Actinopteri; Salmoniformes; Salmonidae
Exons: 5
Coding region: 141-572 (143 amino acids)
Source: RefSeq, a predicted model, not a curated record
AUCCUAACCAGUACCAGCCAAACCAGCAUCACCAGUCAAACCAGUACCGUCAGCCAAACCAAUCUCCUUUCAUCCGUCUUUUGCUUGAGCACGAGGUAAGGCAGAAGACUCAGUCAUUAGGACACUUGAACCUUCAGAGAAUGUUCAAGAACAACCACCCGGAAGGAAAAGCACUGGCCAACAGAGAUGUGUUACUGAUGAUCCUCACCAAGUUUCUGGGCAGAUUCAUCACACUGCAGCAGUACAGCCAGUUGGUGCUCCGACUGCAUUUGUCCAAGAAGGCAGCCAUUGGCUUUGAGGAGCUGUGGGAGGCCAUAAGAGAGUCUGGAGCAGGUGGACUAGCCGCUUGGUUUAACCCCAACCAGGACCCCAGCACAGCCCCUCCCCUUGCUCCAGCUGCAGUCACAGCCUCCCAGACCCUCUCCCUAUUGCGGGGACAGGCCCAGAACAGGUUCCUGGAGGGCAUAGAGUCACGUCCCACAGAGCUAGGCCUACAGAGGACCAGUUGGAUUGUAGCUCCAGAGCUGAAGAGAUGUCUUUCACAGCUGGGCCUCAACUUAGAGGGAGUUUGA